GACCGCGGCCGCACCCGCCACACGGACACGGCGGGCUCGGGACCUGCCACGGGCAGCGGCUCCGUGCGGGCUCCGACAGACAGACAGACAGACAGACGGACAGACAGCGGCACCGCCACAGCACACAGAGCGUCCCGGCACCGCCACAGCACAGACACAGCGCAGCAGUACCGCGCAGAGCGCAGCGGCACCGCACACAUCUCAGCGGCACCGCGCAGGGCUCAGCCACAGAGCACCGCGGCACCGGCAGCAGGAGGAGGACAAGCAGCACACAGUGCUGGGAGCCCCGGCCGGCGGCACUGCCCGGAGAUGUCGGGGGUGCUGGUGAUCGCUGCCUGGUGUUUCCUGCAAGUGGAGAGCCGGCAUCCUGAAAUCAUCACGAGUAACAGCAAUCAUGGCAAUUUCCUGGACAACGACAAAUGGCUGAGCACCGUUUCGCAGUACGAUAAAGACAAGUACUGGAACAAAUUCCGGGAUGAAGUUGAGGAUGAUUAUUUCAGAAACUGGAAUCCAAACAAGCCAUUUGAUCAAGCCCUUGAUCCAUCCAAAGAUCCCUGCCUGAAGGUGAAGUGCAGCCCACACAAAGUGUGUGUCACCCACGACUACGAGACCGCGAUUUGUGUGAGCCGCAAGCAGCUGGUGCACAGCCUUCGACAAAAGAAAGGCAACUUGGCCCAGAAGCACUGGGCUGGAGCAGCCAACAUAGCAAAGUGCAAGCCCUGUCCCAUGGCACAUUCCAGCGCUGUCUGCGGCUCUGAUGGACACACCUACACCUCCAAGUGCAAGAUGGAGUUUCAUGCAUGUACUUCUGGCAAAACCAUCACAGCUCGAUGUGAAGGUCCCUGUCCCUGCCUUCCAGGACCUGAGAGUUUAAAACACAAGAUAGAGAAGACUGCUUGCACAGACAAAGAACUGAGGAACCUGGCUUCGAGACUAAAAGACUGGUUCGGUGCCCUUCACGAGGAUGCAAAUCGUGUCAUCAAGCCCACGAGCUCGGAGACGGCACAAGGCAGAUUUGACACCAGCAUCCUACCAAUCUGUAAGGAUUCCUUAGGCUGGAUGUUCAACAAACUUGACAUGAACUAUGACCUGCUGCUGGAUCCCUCGGAGAUCAGUGCCAUUUAUCUGGAUAAGUACGAGCCGUGUGUCAAGCCGCUCUUCAACUCCUGCGACUCCUUCAAGGAUGGGAAGCUUUCCAACAACGAGUGGUGCUAUUGCUUCCAGAAGCCGGGCGGUCUUCCUUGCCAGAAUGAAAUGAAUAGAAUUCAAAAGCUAAGUAGAGGGAAGAGUCUGUUGGGUGCUUUCAUCCCCCGGUGCAAUGAAGAAGGUUAUUACAAAGCCACACAGUGCCAUGGCAGCACGGGGCAGUGCUGGUGUGUUGAUAAGUAUGGGAAUGAGAUAGCUGGCUCCAGAAAGCAAGGGACAGUCAGCUGUGAAGAAGAGCAAGAAACUUCAGGGGAUUUUGGCAGUGGUGGAUCUGUUGUAUUGUUGGAUGAUUUGGAAGAGGAACCUGAAGCAACAAAAAAAGACAAAGAAGGGAAACUGAAGAUUCAUGUAAGAGCAGCUAAUGAAGAUGAUGAAGAUGAAGAUGAUGAUAAGGAUGAUGAAAUUGGUUAUAUAUGGUAGUGCCCAUCAUAAUGAGGACUCAUGUUUUGCACAAUAUUGCAACUCACAUCAUAUCUCUGCAAUUGUAUCUGAGAGUACCUGGCACAAAUAUUCCCUCUCUACUGAGUUUAAUUUUGUAUAGUCAAUUUAAUUUGGAUGACAACUUCAUUUCCAGCAAGGACUGUUUGGAGUACAGCUUCUGUUCAGUUGGUUUGGGGGAUUUUUGUUCUGUCCACAGGGGCAAUGAGUUUUGUUUUAAAACCAUUUCGUGUCUUAAUCCUCACUUGCACCACUUAUGAAAUCCAUCCUGUGAAAGAAUCCUGGAAGGGGCUCAACAAACCAAUACAAAGGCUUAGAAUAUCAGAGAAUUUGUGUCAUAAAUUGUUACCUGGAUCAUAUCAGAAACAGUUUUUUCUUUCAUCAAGAAGGAAAAGCAGGUGCCUCAUUUUCUAGUCCAUAUUUAUAAUGUCCCAGUAAAGAAUAAGUCUCUUUGGACAGUGGCUGCCCAGUACCAGGAGUUUAAUCCAGAAGGAAACCCACUGACAGGACUUUCUCUUCCUUACAUGAAUGAGUUCAACAGGCUUAGUCCAGCUCACACUGAAGGCAAAAUUCCCACUAGGGCACAGGACACAGAUCAGCUCACUCUUUAUUUGAUAAAGGAACAUGGCCUUGAUCUUAAGAGAUGCUGGGAACCUGCAGCUAUCAUGGACCAAGCCCGACAGGCAGGGGACAGAGUCCAUCUCCAUUUCAGAGCGUUUAAAGGGAAAGUGUUUUGUGAAUUUUUAGCAUCAUAACCACCUCCAGAGCUGUUCCUCAGCUUCUGUCUGAGCUCAUUUGCACUAGGAGGGUCACUAACAACACACAGGCAGCCUCUGCUUCCAGAUCACACACUACAGAUCUGUCUGUUCUCCAUUUAGCAACCCCUCCUUCCAAAGUUAUAAUGCUGUUGAAGACACAAACUCUCAAAAGUAACUGUCAUUCAUUUAAUGUAAAGAAGCCUGUUUAAAAAAGCAGCUUUAGGUGGUGAUAUUUCAAAAGCAGAACCCCUUGGCUCAGUGUGACACACUGCACACUUGUAAUACACACUCCUAAAAAAGAAUAGUAUUAAAAUCCAAUCUGUGAUUCCCUCGAUACCUCCCAUAUAUUCAAAGCUCUUGUAUCAGAGCAUAUUGACAUUAAAUUAUUUGCAGUGUCCUUUCCCAUGGCAGUUCUUGGAUGCAGUAAUGUGCUGUGGUGACCUUUUAUUACUUUUGCUGUUUUCUGAAGCAGUAAGAGGAACCUUGACCCCACUCUUGCAUUAGAAUGCAGGUUAAGUAUUUUAGCAGUUGCCUGUUGGCCAGUGAGUUAUUUUGCAGAAUAAGAAAUGUGUUUCUUAUAACAAAGACUAAUUAGAUUUUUUUUUUCUUAGUAGUGUAUGUAGAGGUGGAGACAGCAUCGAGUCACAACAUGGUUGACCACAUAGUCACUUGAAAGCUGGAAAAUACUGCACAGGUUGGCAGAAGUCAGUUUUUUAGGUACAUUGGCCUGAGGGUGUUGGCUCUCAGCCCUUUCCAAAGCCAGUGCACACCUGGCAGCCCUCUGAGUAGGACCUCUGCUUUCAGACGUGAUCAGAAGUGGAAUUCCUUUCAGGUACCAUGUGCUGCAGGGGCUCUCCUGUUUUCUCUUCUUGCAUUUCCUAUUUAUGCAGAUCAAUGACCUGCAAACAAAGAGCAAGCCUACAUAAUCAUCAUUAAUGCAGAAGGAUGUAUAAAACCAUGAGGAAUUUGUUGUUUCACGCCCCUACAUCCUCCCAAAAAUCUGCCACCACAGUCAUUUGCAAAAGGCCUGCAAUCUGCCCUGCCUCAAACAAAUCCCUUUGGUUUUCCCGUAGCUUUAGAAAAAUAUAUUCAAUAAUCACUGUCCAUGAGCUGCACAGCACACAAACACACACACACACUUUUUCUAUUUGCUUCACAGAAAUCCUGCCAACUUGCAGAUAAUCCAGCAUUUGUCUCCCCAAAUAUGAUUUUGUGAGAAGCAAUUGAACACCAUCAGUAGGUUCCUUCUCAAAUGUCCUGUCUAGUUUUCCUCUGGUAUUUUCUUCAUUAACCCCACACUCUAUGAGUCUGGCUCUGCUGUCCUGUGCAGGACCUGCCUGAGGCACAGAGCUGCCAUUUCAUUCUGACAUAAAUCUGAGCUCCACAAUUGGCUCAUUAUGCCUAUCCUCCUGACUGGACUCAUUCACCCCACAGAGCUAGGGGGUUUUUUGGCAGUCCUGUGUCCCUCCACAACAGCUUAUCCUGGACUAUGCCUUACAUCAAAGGUCACAGAGCAAACCCCUUCUCCUGCCCAGCACCUCCCCAGGGUAAAGCCUGUCAAUCCAAGCCCUUGCAGGCAGUACCAGGUCUGAGGCUGUGGCAGGCUGUGUCACAAGGAAACAUGCAAGAUGGUUAAAAUAAAGCUGUUAAAUAAGCCCUCAAAAGUGAACGUGAACAUCUUUCCGUUUACAUGAGCAGACAUGGCAGCACCACCCACUGGUGGUCUCCUGGCUGUGAUCUUUCACAUGUGAUGCUUCCAAAUCAGAGCUGGAAGGGUUUAUAUCUAACUAUAAACCAAUUGCUGUCUCCCAGACUCACCAGCUCAAACAUGGGGUGGGUCCCAGUGAAACAGCUCCCUGCCCAGCACGGCCUGGCGAGAGGGCAGCUGCCUUGGCUGGCUGGGGUGGCCUCGGUAGCACAUCUCCCUGCACCCAGAAACACAAAUACACACAACUGUUCUAAGCCUGCUGGCCUGGUUUCAGGUAGACCCCCUCUCCAGGUGACUGUUCAGUCACCUGUUUGACUUGUGCAAGUGUUCUGACUCGGAGCCAGCAUGGGAAAUGUGCCAUUUUAUGGCCUGGGGCAGCUGCACGGGACUGCAGGGCAGCAGUGCCCGAUCCCAGCGGUCCCAGCCUGGCAGGAGCAGGGCACACAGGCUGUUGUGCUUGGAAGGGCGGCUCAGACUCUGGAUUGCUUUGAGACCAAGUUCCCAAAUCCUGCAAAGCUGUUUAGCAAAGCCCUUUUGUGAUCCACUGGCAUCCUCCCGUGGUGGGGGAUCUGCAGCCUAUAUAUAUACAGGUGUAUAUCUCUGUGUGUCUGUUUAUAUACAUUUAUGCACAAAUAUGUGUGUGCAUAUGUAUGUGUGUGUCCAGUUUGGGGAGAUGCAUUAAGAAAAUCUUCUAUUUAAUGAAACAGUGAUAAAGAAACCAGCUUUUCUACCAAGAACCAGUGCUCUUCCAGAUCGAGCCCCUUCCAUUCUUCAUGCUUUGUAAAGGAUUUAAUUUGCUUCCAACUUAAUUUAAUUAAAUUCCUUUCUUUUUCUCUUUCUCUUUCUUUUUCCUUUUAUUUUUUUUUUAUAAAGCAGGACUUCCCAUCUGAAUCAAGUCAUUGACCUUCCAAACAUUUUCUCAUUGUGAAAAAUGGAAUCUGAGUUGUCCAAUUCUUUUAGAGACACAAACCAAAUGGAAUCAGAGUUGUCCCGUUCUUGUAGAGACACAAACCAAUUUUUAAUCUCAUUUUCUUUUCAUAUUACAGACUAUGAGAUACUGUUAGCCAUUGCUUUGUGUUUCUUUUAACUACUGUAGUUAAAUCAAAAUGUUGAGUUCAGAUUUCAGCACAGCUGGGUUUUUUGGGUCAUUACUGGCCUUUGCUGUGAACACAAAGAAUCCUCUUCAUUUUCUUUGCCUUUUUUUUUAAGCUGUUCUGUACUAUUAUUUUAAACCAUUUGAAGUGUUUAUUUAAUAUUUAUUCUACAGUUUAUAUUGAAAAUGUAAAGUUUAUAUUUAAAACAACACUGUUUGUUAGUGAAUGCUUCUCUUUGCCUCUCCAGCCUAGUCUGUUAGACUCAGUGUACAUUUCUGGCAUGGGAAUAUUUUGAUAUUAGGAGUUUUGUAGCCUUUUCUCCCUCAAGCAGCAACUGACGUAGAUCUAAGGUCACCACUUGACCCAGACCACCAGGUCGCUCAAGCUUCGCUUCCUCCAUUUGUUGGCUUCUCUCACAGUCCCUCCUGUAUCCCAUCCUUUCAUCCACAGACUGCUUUGUACAGUUACUAUACAUCAAAAAGCCCUUUCUACAGUAGGUGGGUUUUGGUCUUUUUAUACUUUUCUCAAUGCUGUUGUCUGUUACUGUUCAAUGUGUAGAUCUGUAAGGAGAGAUCCAAAUAUUACGUGUUUCAGUUCGAUGUCCCUACUGUAGAUGGAUGUAGACUAUCAUAGUAAGUAGAACUGCAUAGUAAAUUCUGAAUGCUUUUUCCAUAAGGAGUUAAGUGGAAUGUGAGCAUUUUGCUACCUUUGGUUAACUGUAAAUGCUUAACUGUAGUCUGAAAUAGUUGCAUUUUUGUCUGUCUCAAUAAAUUUUAAUUUGUCUGCGA
Corvus hawaiiensis (hawaiian crow) is the source of this 5992-nucleotide messenger RNA. RefSeq names its product SPARC (osteonectin), cwcv and kazal like domains proteoglycan 1 (gene SPOCK1). Lineage: Eukaryota; Metazoa; Chordata; Aves; Passeriformes; Corvidae. The record is from RefSeq and is a predicted model, not a curated record. Gene Ontology annotation, molecular function: protein binding; calcium ion binding. The coding region runs from base 310 to 1626 and encodes 438 amino acids. The transcript is spliced from 12 exons.